CAUCUUUCCCCUUUAUGGGCCCUUCUCAGAAGGGCUGCAAGGCCCUGGGCGGUUUCUAAUAAAGGGAAAUAGUGGGGUUUAUGAAGAUUUAUUAUUGCGGGGCCGGGCGGGCAGGCGAGCGUUAGGUGGGCGUGUGGUUCAGCAGAGGGUCAGGGAGCGCAGCCGGCUCCUCCUCCUCCUCCUCCUCCUCUCCGGGCCCAAAUCUCCUCCUCCCUCUUCCCUCCCCACCAAUGUCCAUUUCAAAAUGGCUGGGAUCCCUUUGUAUUUUGUGGAUUUGCAGGAUGACUUAGAUGAUUUUGGGUUUGAAGACUAUGGACCAGAUUGUGAUAGCAUGAGGAUAACUGCGUUCUUGGACAUUCCAGGGCAGGAUAACUUGGCUCCGCUUGCACGUCUGGAAAAAUAUGCUUUUAGUGAUAAUAUAUUUAACAGGCAAAUCAUUGCCAGGGGUCUACUUGAUGUCUUCCGAGAUUUCAGUCAUAAUGAAGAAGAUUACCUGACAGUAAUGGCAAUAGUUGUGCGGUUGUCUGAAGAUACAGAGCCUACCGUUCGGACGGAGCUAAUGGAGCAGAUACCACCCAUUGCCAUUUUCCUACAGGAGAGUAGGCCAAGCUUCCCUACAGCAUUCUCAGAAUACCUUAUGCCCAUUGUGGUGAGAUACCUCACAGAUCCAAACAACCAGGUUAGAAAAGCAAGCCAGGAUUCACUACUGAUUCUACUGGAACAAAGUCUUGUUGCCCAACAUGAUAUUGAAAAAAAAGUGUGCCCAAUCCUGUUGGACCUCUCUGCUCCGGAUAGCGAUGAUGAAUACAAGGUGGAGGCAGUAAACAUAAUCUGUAAAAUGGCUUCUAUGGUGAACAAAUCUACUGUUGAACGCUUGCUUCUUCCCCGAUUCUGUGAGCUCUGUGGUGAUGGGAAACUCUUUCAAGUCCGGAAGGUUUGUGCAGCAAACUUUGGUGAUAUUUGCAAUGCUGUUGGGCAAGAAGCCACAGAAAAUAAUUUGAUCCCAAAGUUUUUCGAGCUGUGCUCUGAUAGUGUUUGGGGUAUGCGGAAAGCUUGUGCUGAAUGCUUUAUGGCUGUCUCGUAUACCAUUUCGCCUGAAGUUCGGAGGAGCAAGCUGUCUCCCCUCUUUAUCAGUCUCAUCAGUGACCCUUGCAGAUGGGUUCGUCAAGCUGCUUUCCAGUCUCUCGGACCAUUUAUUUCUACUUUUGCAAACCCCUCCAGUGCUGGUCUUUACAUUCGGGAAGAUGGGACACUCAGUAUUCGGUCUUCUAGUCCAUGUCCAACAAGCAACAGCGCAAAUAUCUUGCCAUCUAGUUCAGAGGAGCCAAUGGAGAAUAAACUGGAAUCAAUGACAGAAGGGUCUUCUGCCAGCUGCACAACUUGUUCUGAAACUUCAAAUUCAGAUGCACAAGAAGGAAGUUCAGUCAUAUCUGUAAAUUUUGGAGUAGAUCAGACUCUAUUGACUCAAAGUGACAAUGCUGGUCUCUUUGUGAAUUAUCAGGGAAUGAACUCAAGAGUCCAAUCUGCAGAGGACGUGUUCAAUACUUUCUUAUACUGGCGUCCUCCUCUUCCUGACAUAAGCCAGGAUCUGGAGCUGCUUCAGUGCAAAACUGAAAUACAUGAAGAGAGCUGCUCCGUGUCACAGCUUCUUUGUAAUAACUGUGUUGCCAGCAGUGAAAUUAAAAAAGUUCUGCAGAGUUUGCAGGAGCACAUGGAUGACCCAGAUGUUCAAGCUCAGGUUCAAGUCCUCUCUGCUGCACUCAGAGCUGCUCAUCUUGAUUCUGUCAAUGAUUAUGAGAUCAAGCAGAACGAAGAAAUUAGUGGUAACCACCAGGAAGAUACACCCAGUUUGGAUUCGGAACCCAGUACAUUGAAUGAGAGCACACUAUCUUCAUUGCCAAGCCCGGGUGAGGUGAUUGAUCCAUCCAGUCCAACUAUAAUACAAAAUGUGACCUCAGAAGAGCAACACAAUGGGGCUACCAAAGUGUUAGAAGCAGAAAAGAAUGAUCCACCUCUUGAAGAAGACAAAUCAAAAUUACAGGAUAUCAUACCUCAGCCUUUAUUGGACCAGUACUUAUCUAUGACGGACCCUGCUCGAGCUCAGACCGUUGAUACUGAAAUUGCAAAGCAUUGUGCAUACAGUCUACCUGGUGUGGCCUUAACACUUGGCAGGCAGAACUGGCAUUGUUUGAAAGACACAUAUGAGACUUUGGCAUCUGAUGUGCAGUGGAAGGUGCGUCGGACACUCGCUUUCUCCAUUCACGAGCUGGCCGUUAUUUUGGGAGAUCAGUUAACAGCAGCAGAUCUAGUGCCUAUUUUCAAUGGCUUCUUAAAAGACCUGGAUGAAGUGCGCAUUGGCAUCCUUAAACAUCUUUAUGACUUCCUUAAGUUGCUUCAUGCCGACAAAAGACGCGAGUACCUUUACCAGCUCCAAGAAUUUGUGGUUACAGAUAACAGCAGGAAUUGGCGGUUUCGUUAUGAACUUGCAGAGCAACUCAUUUUGAUACUUGAGCUCUAUAAUCCCAAUGAUGUGUACGACUACUUAAGGCAUAUUGCACUAACACUCUGUUCAGAUAAAGUUUCUGAAGUCAGGUGGAUCUCCUUCAAGCUGGUUGUGGCAAUUUUGCAGAAAUUUUACGCAAACAAUGCAAACUCUCUGGGAUUAAAUUUCAUUAAUGAACUGAUUGUGAGGUUCCGCCAUUGUUCCAAGUGGGUUGGAAGACAAGCAUUUGCCUUUAUCUGUCAGGCAGUGGUGGAAGAGGAGUGCAUGCCUGUUGACCAUUUUGUGGAACACCUGUUACCCAGCCUUCUAAGUUUGGCUUCUGAUCCCGUGCCAAAUGUAAGGGUUUUGCUUGCCAAAGCUCUGAGACAAACAUUAUUGGAGAAAGCAUAUUUUAGAAGUGUGGGCAACCCUCAUCUCGAAGCUGUUGAAGAGACUGUUCUAGUUCUGCAGGCGGACAGGGACCAAGAUGUUUCCUUUUUUGCCACAAUCAAACCAAAAUACAAUGACAUGCAUAUUACGUCACUUGAAAAACAAAAUUAACUUUGUCUCUGUGGACCACAAAAUGAUUACUCCGCUAACAGGUUCCUGCGUUGGCUACUAACCUGGUGGAAGACUGUAUCAAGGAACUAAGACAACCCAUGAGGAAAGGGCUUGUUCUUAUUUCUAGCAUUUAAAUGAGGGAGACGUUGACCUUUUAUCUACAGACUUGCAAUACUGAUACGGAAUACUCAACGGUCAUUUUUUUUUAAUGUUUUGUUCUUACUUUCAUGAACGUGAGUAAUGAUCAUCUCUACAGAAAGUCCAGUAUUGUAUGUAUAUCCCAUGUGAAGUCUCACACAUUUGCAGCUUCAGCAUUGUUCCAGACAACAGGAAUAUGCCUUUCUAAAUAUGCUGACUCAAAGACAAGGAAAGGCAAUUACUUGCUUGGCUAUAAUUCAGAGUGGCACACUUGAGCUAAUAGAAUUGGUGGACAUAAAAAAUGUGGACACUCUUGCCCAUUUUGCUGUAAAUUGUUCCAUGGUUGAUGUCAUCACAUAUUAUAUUACUAAAAAAAAAAACACACCUCAAAGUGUACAUAACGUGCUCCUGAAAGUUGGCAAAGAAUUCAGAAAACUUGAAUCCAUACCUGUAGGAAAUAAAUUGUGUUCUUUUGUUUGUUUGUUUUUAAAAAAUGCAGCACAGUUAUCUUUUUGGAGCAAAGCUAAAUUUUCAGAUUUCCCCCCCUCUAAGAUAGAUGAUGACAUUUUAAAAUGACAGAGGGCUUCAUUUUGUGAAUUGUAGGUGUGUGUGUGUGUGUGUGUGUGUGUGUGUGUGUGUGUUCAAGAAACUGCACAGUGGUUGUUUUUCUUCUUUUCUACUAUUAAGUCUCAGUCUCCUGCUAGAGCUGUGGUAUAUAUUCGUGUAAGCUGCAGUCCUCAAACAACUAACUCUGAAGUAGUUCUUGUGUAUUUGUUGGGCCUACUCCAUAGUAAGUGGUUUGAGGCUUGUGGAUAUGGACUGUUAGGCUUCAACGCUGGAAUAUGGUUGAAAUUUGUUCUAAAGUUUGUUACGAUCCUAGACAUGCACAUUCUGCUUGGCAGAUGUAAAGUGAAGUUAGGGGUGUGAAUUCUCUGAAAAUACAUAAAACCUUUAAUUUGUAUAUGAGUGAAACUUCAGAACUCUGGGAAUCUGGGUUUCUGUACUUCGAGGAGUGAGUUCUUCUUUAUGUGAAGAAGAUCAGUGGAAAUUUCAAGACGAAAUGUGGUGUCCGGCCUCUUUUCUCAUGGGCUUCUGUGCACACAUGGGGGGUUUAUAGCCACCUCCUCCCAACUGCAUCCUUCUCAAAAAGCUGACUCCAAAGAUUGGGGGACCCUCUAGAACAGUUUUCCGUUGGGUGUGAGGAGCUACUGUUAGAAAGCAAGUCCAUCACAUGUCCCUGUCUUGUUUGUGGAAUCACCUUGCAUGUGUCCACAGACCUUUCUGGAUCCCCUCUAUUGUUGUUUAUUGUUGCAAGCUAUGAUUAAGAGUAACAUAAUAUAUAGCUUUCUUGUUGCCUUGGAUAGAAUAUAAAUUAAUGGGAAUAUAAAUGGAAGAGGACCGCUAUAAGCUUAAUAUUAUACUUUUACAAUCUUAAUAUUGUACUUUUACAUUACUACAUUAUAUGCAAGAGCUUUGGAAAAAUAAAACUCACUCCACUCAGGGCAGAUAAACGUUAUGUUCCAGUAUCUCUGCACAGCCAUAAAAAACUUAACCUGUGUAGAAACAAGAUGCACACAACUUCUUUAGGGACCCCAGAGUCCAGAAAACCCAGAUUACGCAGAUGUACAGAAGAAAAUAAUGUAUAUGACAUACGUUCACCAGGAAUCAAUUUACAGGAGCGAUAACCGUUGGAGUUAAAUAUUGUGAUUUCGCAUAAAUGGAACAGUUCUACAGAGGUUCUUAACAGUUAUGAAACAAUAUCCUCUUCAUGUUUUCUUUCAUUGAUCAACCAUUAGGUGUUUUAAUGCAGAAAACCUCACAGAGAACACGUUAACUUUUAGCUGAGCAUAACUGGAUCUUUUUAAAAAUAUGUAUUGAAAAACAUGUUGUAGAGAAACAAAUCUCAUUGGAUGGCAAGCAGGUAUAUUCCAUUUAGCAUAAAUAAGCCACAACUAUGUUACCUUAAACAUCUUUGUUCCAUUUAGUAGUUGUACUGUCUGGAUUGUCAGCUUACUUCCUGGUAUGUUUUAUUGAUUUUAAAAAAUGGUUUAAUUUGCCACAAUUGCCUAUCACGUUCUGGACAUAAUGCUAUGAAAGAUUAUGUUCCAGAUUGCAAUACAGUGUUUAGCGUUUUGUAAUAUUUGUUUUGCAAGAUCCUAAAAUGCUUUUAGCAACAAUCUAGAAAUGUGUCCUUGCUAUUUCAGUAUGAAACGUCUAAACUCUGAAUUCUGCAAGGUGGUUCUACACUUAAAUGUUUUAAUAAGUUUAAAACAAAAUGCCUCUUCAAUGCAAAUGACUUUUUAUGACUGCAGUUUCUCAGCAAAAAAAUGUCAGUUUUUUUGUAGUUUUAAUAUCCUUUUCUAAUGCUAGCAUUAAGUAUUUUUUAACAGUUCAAAUUUUUCUAAAAUUGUUCUAACCAGUUUUUAUUUGUGUUGACCAUAACAGGUCGUUAAAUUUUUCAGCACUGAUCAUUGUUUUUCUUUUUCUUCUUUUUAAAGUGUACAUAGAAAUGUUUGAGAAGAACUGUAAAUAGUCUGCUGUUUGGACAUAAGAAAUAACCCAGUUUUGGCUGCCAUGUUAGUUUUAGAUUGAUAGGUACCCUUUGCUACACUAGUCUACUAAAUAUCAUAAACUUCCACGUGUCUUUAGAAUGUUGGGAUACUCUUCCUGAAGGUAUUGUUUGGUUAGUAUCACUUAUGCAUGAGUAAGUUGCUGAACUUAAUUUUACUGAAGUGACAAAUCAAAAUGUAGCACCUUCUUCAAAAUCCAGGAAUAUUUUUUUUUCAUUUUAAAAUUGUGGUUUUUUGUUGUAAAAAGUUAUUUUUAAUGUUUAAAAAUCUAUAGUUGCAUGCACUAGAGAAGAGAGAAUUCUGGACAGUUCUAUUCAACUCACUCACUUUCCCUCUCCCACCUUGUCACCCCCUGCUCUCAUCCAUCCCAAAUCAUUUAUUAUUAUUACUAUUUGCAUUCAAUUAAUGAUUGGCAAUGGCUCUCAGUUGCAAAGAACUCUGCACUGACACAACCUCUAUUCAUUUCAUAGUAACUUGUUUGCCGCUUCUGCAUAAAGUCCACUGAAAUGUGUGCAGCGGCUGUUCCCCAAUAUAAUUUAUGCAUGACUAGAUGCAGCACUUUAUAGAUCACUCUUUGGAGGGGGGGGCAGAGGGAGUAAGCAACCGAGUGUAAAGUAGCAUAUUCAAAUAUUCUGUUUAAGCAAUGUCAUGUUUUAAAACCUCGCAAUGAGCAAAAGUUGAUAAGUAGUCACCCGUCUCUCAAAAGCUGCAAGGAUUUUACUUUAAAACACUUUUGGCUAAGGGACAUU
This is a messenger RNA of Elgaria multicarinata webbii, 6500 nucleotides long. Its product is annotated as serine/threonine-protein phosphatase 4 regulatory subunit 1-like. Gene Ontology annotation, molecular function: protein phosphatase regulator activity. The record is from RefSeq and is a predicted model, not a curated record. The transcript is spliced from 20 exons. The coding region runs from base 245 to 3043 and encodes 932 amino acids. Lineage: Eukaryota; Metazoa; Chordata; Lepidosauria; Squamata; Anguidae. Gene Ontology annotation, biological process: protein dephosphorylation.